Messenger RNA from Paramecium sonneborni, 333 nucleotides. The record is from the annotation of a GenBank genome assembly. Lineage: Eukaryota; Ciliophora; Oligohymenophorea; Peniculida; Parameciidae.
AUGGAUAAAAUAGCAAUUCCAAGAAUCAUUAAAAAUUUACAAGCUUAAAGAUAAAAUUUUCUUGAAGGAGGAGGAGGAAAAAUUACAUUUCUAAAGUAUUAACCUCUAACUGAACUAUAUCCUGUUCUUAUAACUAAAGCAAUGUUUUACUAAAGUUAUGAAACUUAAAUCACUCUUGUACCUUCAAAAAGAGUAUUUUAUGUAAUUUCAUUAGUUAAUUGUUUAAUUGAUUAUUUAGGAACUGGAAUGGAUUCUCCAGUUAAUGUAGCCUCAUUAACCAUUACAUCUCCUGAGAUCAAUAUAGAAUCACAAUUUAAUUAUUAAUUAUCAUGA